This is a messenger RNA of Anopheles aquasalis, 234 nucleotides long. RefSeq lists its product as uncharacterized. The record is from RefSeq and is a predicted model, not a curated record. Lineage: Eukaryota; Metazoa; Arthropoda; Insecta; Diptera; Culicidae.
AAUGGAAGAGGAUCUCGCCUACUACUGCUACAUCAGCCUCACACUUGUGCCCGUUUAUUUAGCCUUCAAACUCGUGCAAUGGAUGGGCUGGGAGCUAUUCGUGAACAACUAAGUGCUGCCGUGCGGUCGAAAUAAAAUUGUUCCUGUAAAUAGUAUUGACUGAAAAACGGAGUGCCAAAUUCCUUCAAUAUCCGCUGAGUGCCGUUGAGGAAGGAAAGUGUGACCGAAGCAGCU